Messenger RNA from Peromyscus leucopus (white-footed mouse), 1803 nucleotides. RefSeq names its product submandibular gland protein C-like. The transcript is spliced from 10 exons. Bases 23 to 1033 code for a protein of 336 amino acids. The record is from RefSeq and is a predicted model, not a curated record. NCBI's taxonomy places the organism in Eukaryota, Metazoa, Chordata, Mammalia, Rodentia, Cricetidae.
UUCUCUGGCAUGAACGGUUCCUAUGCCUAGGUCCCAGAUCAUCACCAUGAAGCUGAUCCUUCUGUGCCUGGCUGUGGUGCUCUGCACCUUUGGCAAAGGGACUGCAGGUGUUAGAUUUGGGAGUAGAUUUGGCGUUAAUGCCAACGCAAACUUGAAAUCUUCAGUUGGGCUGAGCCCGAAAACCAAGAGUGCUGAUGGAGACAAACAUGACAAUGUACCUGCUGGAGAUGAAGCCACGAUGGAAAGUAAGAGUAAUAUUGGUACUGGUGCCAUCAUAGAUCUAAACUCCAUAUUGAGAUUCGAAUCACCUAUCAAAACAAUCGUUUCAGCUCUUGCUAAAGGCAAAUAUCUUCUGGACAAGUUAACAGGCAUUCUACCAGCAGAAAAUUCCAUUUCGAAAAGUUUUGAAAAAUUACUUGGAGGAGCAAUGGCCAUUGCUGGUGGCUCAGGUGACGCAACUGCAGAAACUAAGCUGCAACCAUCACUUGGAGUCGUCACAACAUCAGGAGGUGAUCAGAAAGUACAGGCUGAAUCCCCUGAGGCAGUUGCAUCCAACAUGCUAAAGACCUUGGAAGCAAUAGUUAACAACCACAGGGACAAUGCUGGCACCUCAGGUAGUGACGCAACUGCAGAAAGUAAGCUGCAAUCAUUACUUGGAGUCGACACAGCAACAGGAGGUGAUCAGAAACUUCAGGUUGGCAUGCAUAAUGGAGAUGGAAGGAAGGUGUUACUGGAACCAUUAGCAGAGGAGGUUGGGAGAGAGGUCCAUGCCAGUGACUCAGGUGUCUCAGGUAGUCAGCACUCCUUAGUUGGAGUCACCACAGGUUCAGAAGGGCAUCUGAAUCUUAAGGAUGAAAAAGCCCCCGAGGUUAAUGGAAAUGAGGUGGAUGGACAGAAUAGUAGUGACUCUUCAGAGACUGGAAGCAUGGAUGUUGGAAAUAAGAAUGACUCAGGUACCAAUGUUGCUUCUCCUGGACCACAUGACUCUGCUGGCUCUGUUGUUAGUGGCCGAUGUACCUGUUCUACUGAUUGAUGAACAUAUGUCUGGACCUGUUUCUGUUCCUUGGCUAUUUAGAGUCAUUUCUCAUUGGAAAAAAUCAUUAUUUUUGAAAUUUAUCUUUAAAACAAUGAAAAUCAUCGUAAUUUACAAUCAAGUCAGAAUUUUGAAAUCUCAAUCUAUUUAGUUGUUAUCAGAUAGAAGGCUUUUUUUUUUGUUGGCAUAUAAGGUGCCAGGGCUUAUGUCUGUUCCCUGAUUUGUCUUCCUUCUAAAGUGAUUUGGAAUCUGCUAUAGUAGUUAGUGUCAUGUAGGUGUGUUUGGCUUAAUCUUUAUAUCCUAGAUGUAGAGUUGAUUGGCUAGGUAACUUUUGCAGACACAUGUUGGAGAUGCAUGACCAAGUUGAUCCCUAUGUGCAAUAUUGUAAGAAUUCUAUAAACUGUUAAGAUAAUAUUUGUGACUGAUGUGUCAUCUACUUUGAUAAUGUUAACCAUUGGGAAUUAGUAUAGGAAAUGUCCCUUCACACCCAUAUGGGAUUGAGACCUUCUAAUGAAAUGAGUAUUCAGAGAAGUAUUCAGUAUUCGUUAGAACAGGAUAUUAUUAGUAUCUGGCUACAGUGAGAAAUCUAAAAUCAAGUGAUAUGUUAUACUGUAAUAAAUUUGACUUUAGCUCAGGAUUGACUAUGAAUGAAUCUGCUAAAAAAUGGCUUUGUCAUAAAGCAAUGAAACUACUGUAUUUUAGUUCUUCAUCUUUGGGUAUAAAAGUUUAUAGUCAUCACAUAUAUUAAAUUAAUAAAAUUUAAAUCAUUA